Molecule: messenger RNA, 1248 nt
Organism: Cucumis melo (muskmelon)
Lineage: Eukaryota; Viridiplantae; Streptophyta; Magnoliopsida; Cucurbitales; Cucurbitaceae
Product: ubiquitin C-terminal hydrolase 12-like
Exons: 6
Coding region: 119-1063 (314 amino acids)
Molecular function (GO): protein binding
Source: RefSeq, a predicted model, not a curated record
UUUUCAAUUGUCAAACUAUGUAUAGAAGGAACAUACAUUAAACUCCACAUAUAUAUAUAGUUAGCUAGCCAAUAAAAGAAGAAAGAAGAAGAAAAAAGAACCGAACAUUAAGAUUACUAUGGAUGAUAACAUGUCAUACGAUGAAUCAAUAAAAGAUGAACGACAACACGAAAUUACAAUUAAAUCGAGGAGGGUUGAUCCACCAUCUCAUUAUGCAUUUCAAAUUGAUUCUUACUCAGUGCUGUCAGAAAUAGAGAUGAAGAAAUGUGAAUCAGGAGACUUUGAAGUUGAUGGCUACAUGUGGAAAUUAAUUUUAUAUCCAAAUGGAAAUGGAGAAGUGGAAGAUCAUAUUUCUCUCUUCUUGGCUAUAUCAACUAAUGAUAAUAAUAAUCUUCCUCUUGGUUGGGAAGUGAGGGUAAUUUUCAGAUUCUUUAUAUUUGAUCAAAUCAGAGAUAACUAUUUAACAAUCCAAGAUGGGAAAAUGAGGAAAUAUUCUAAAAUGAAAAGUGAACAUGGAUUCACUCACUUGAUUUCUCAUAAUGUUUUCAGUAAAGCCUCCAAUGGCUUCCUUGUGAACAAUAGUUGUACAUUUGGAGUUGAAGUUUCUAUACUUAAAGCCUCAAACAAGGGAGAGAGAUUAACCAUUUUUAGAGAGCCUCAACAAGACACCUAUUUUUGGACCUUAUACUCAUUUUCUGCUAAAACCAAUCAAUCUUAUAUCUCCGAACCCUUCAAUGUCAAAGGAAGAAAAUGGAGAAUGGAGAUAUACCCAAAUGGUAAUUCCUUGGGAAAGACUUCACAUAUAUCUCUUUACUUGAAGUUGGAUAAUUCAGAGACCAUUCCUUUGGGGAAGAAAAUCUAUGCAAAAUUUCUCCUUGGUGUUUAUAACUUUUCAGCCAAAAAAUAUAUUGACAAAUCAUAUGAACAUUGGUUUAAAACCCCAGGCCAUGGCGAUGGUUUUGAUGAGUUCUUGUCUAGAAGAGAAAUUAGUACUCAUUCGCAAAAUGAUGCUUUCUAUCUCAAAGCUAGAAUUGUGGCUAUGUCAACUGUGGAUGAAUUUUGAUAAUCAUGGGCAUCAUUUGUCUCGAUAACUUACAUUGACUUACCAUAUAUUAUAAUUUGUAUAUUUUUAUUAAUUAAAUGUACUGAUCUUAUAGAGACAUUAUUACUGCACACAUGAUCAUAUUGAAUUGUGUUCAAAGUAAUAAUGCAUGGUAAAUAAAUAAUGGAGUUUGAGCUAGAUAUUAA